Penicillium brasilianum is the source of this 1650-nucleotide messenger RNA. The record is from the annotation of a GenBank genome assembly. NCBI's taxonomy places the organism in Eukaryota, Fungi, Ascomycota, Eurotiomycetes, Eurotiales, Aspergillaceae.
GCGGGGUAAACUCUCGGUCAACUGCAAUCAAUGGCUAGGACAAAGCAGGCUACCGUUAAGUUUCAACUGCAUGCGCAUAUCAUCAUUUAUGAGGAAGGACCCUCGGACCUGCGUUCAUACCUUCGUUCCUCCCCGCGGUUUCAGAGUUGGUCCGAUUUGAAUAUUGGCUCUUACUUGCUUACCGGGUUUUGAGGGUCUGCCGGGAUACAACGAAUGAAGUGUUCUAGAUUAUAUGGCGAUAAUAACAAAGAUGGGGUGUUCUUAAGGGACGCCUAACCUAUUAACUCGGAGAUCAAGUCGACGUUAAGAAGCCAGCCUCGCCGUCUCCGAAAGAUAUCUCGAGUCAACCUGUCCAGCUUCCAGAUUAAGUCUGUUUGGUUUCACUCUGGCGAAUUGAGGGCCCCGGAAAGGCAUUUGUUUUGUCUUCAAACCUUGGUAGCAUUGUACAUACUACUUAUGCUACUCAUAAUGCUACGCAAGGGCCGCGGGGCUUGGACUAUACUUCGGGCAUCGAUCACCCGACGCUUACGGCUCAAGGACAACACCCGCCCUGUGGAUCAAUUCGAGAGAAAUGCACAAGCAACAGCCCAUCACGACGCCCACGACACACCGACAACAAUAUCUCCCGAUAUUCACGUCACACCACCCGCUAGAAGGGAUACACGAUGCAGUGACACGAACGGGAUUGUCAAUCAGCUGGCACUCCUACCAGCCAGCGUUACACGAUCAUCCCCGCGCGCUACCAUCUGCUCCAAAAGAUCAUCCUCUCCAUUGUCCACAAAUGCACAGAGCACAAGACCAGAUGGUGGCAACAGCCAGGAAUGUCUAGUCGAAGACGUGAAAUCCUUCCAUUACCUGCACAGUCUGAUCACCAUCUCGUGUUUACCGCAACAAUCCUCGUCCGGACAGACUCCAAUCAGAACAACUAUUGACAGAGCCGAAGAGCAGUCACCUGGUCGAAGAAGAGCAUCAUCGAGGCUCAGUUUGCGCCUGGGCGAUCUCCCCAGUCUCUCCUUUCCCAAGGUGCCCAGGAAGCCCCGUCCUCGUUAUACCCCUCUGCCGCCGGUAUACACCCCCAAGCCAAUCGCAAUGCGCCCCGAGGUUCGGUUCUGAGAAAGGCUUCGUGUAUCCUUUAGUUGUUUCCCCCUUGUCACGGCAAUAUUGUAUAUACAGUUCCCAAUAACACAACACGCCUUUUUUCUUUUCUUAAAGCCGAACUUAUGUCGUCCCACCUACCCAUACAUGAUGCCUUUUCUCCCCCUUGUCUUUCGCAUAUAUGCACAGCCAGACCGCCAAACCAACAGAUACUAUUCGCACAAGUUAUCUGGGAGAACCAUGCAUGAACCAUCCCCCACCAUCCGGAGGGGAAACGCCAAACGGAAAGAGAUCGCCGGGUGCGUCUAGGGCGGGAUCGAGUCCCUGUAAGGCAUGACGUGGAUGCGCUUCCAAGACAAGUCACCUACUUGAAAUGAUCCUCAAAGGCUUUUCUCUUUGCCGAAUAGGAUCGUUUCCAGAGCUGAAGCUGGAAUUGUCGGUAGACUUAUGGUCACUGCAUUAGGGUAAGCGUGCUCUUGUGAUCUGAUUAUACUCUACAAGGUAGUCACGGACAAUACUCGAGCUACCCAAGGUCAGAUUGUGGGAGAAAGGCAC